CUAGUAGUUGUCACUAGAGGCAGUGAGAGCCUCUGUUGUGAUCUGUCAUGUGCGUCACACACAAACAUUGCUGCUGAUCAGGAAACUAAACGCUUUCAUUUUGCACCGUCUCACUUUUCUUUUGCUCUCACGGAAACAACUACUUAAAAAGACUUUUCAGUAUGGUUAAAGUAUCUUUUAACAAGGCUCUCGCCCUAAAGGAUCCAAAGAAGGAAACUCUCAUUCCGGAUGUACAGGAUCCUGAGGCAGCGGUGUCGGUGCGUCAGCGCUCUAAGGUGUGGUGCUGGUGCUUCUGUCUGGGAUUGGCUCUCGUGCUCUCUGGCGUAGUGGUGGCAGGAGCCUACCUGUAUAGGUACUAUAUGUUACAGAAACCUGAUAAUGUGAGCUUUUUCGAAGACGAUGAGGUGGAGCUCAUCAGACUACCGGUGCCUGAGUUCAGAGACAGUGAUCCAGCUGGCAUCCUGCAUGACUACAACAUGGAUGACGAGGUGUUUGUCUGUGGGAUGAAGUACUUUGAGGAAGACUAUGAGUUCAAUGAGGAGGUGGAGGUGGAGGUGGGAACACCGCUGAGGCUGAUUGAAGAGAAUGUGAUCUUUUAUGAAGACGAUGAGGUGGAGCUCAUCAAAGUACCAGUGCCUGAGUUCAAGGACAGUGAUCCAGCUGGCAUCCUGCAUGACUUCAACAUGAGGCUGACUGCUUAUCUCGACCUGACUCUGAACAAAUGCUACAUCAUCGCCCUGAACACCUCUGUCGUCAUGCCACCCCGAGAUUUCCAUGAGUUCCUGGUCAACAUCAAGGCAGGAAUGUAUCUUCCUCAGUCGUAUCUGGUGCAUGAAGAGAUGAUGGUGACAGAGAAGCUGGACAGCACCAGUGACCUGGGCUAUUACAUCAAUAACCUGUGCAAUGACAAAGACACGUACAGACUGCAGCGCAGAGAAACCAUACUGGGUAUGCAGAAGCGUGAGGCCCUGAACUGCCACAAGAUCCGCCAUUUUGAAAACAAGUUUGUGGUGGAGACUUUGAUCUGCGAGCCAUGAAGAACAAGCAUUACACAUGGGUGUCUCUGACACAGCAGCAGAUCUUUUGCUUUUCUUUUGUUUUUCAGCUUUUCAGAGGCCUUCUUAUCUAAAAUGUGAAAUUGUCUUUUCUGCACAGUUUUUUUUUUAUUAUUUUUGUGUCUUUGCUACUUUUUAUUAAGUCUAUUAAUCAGAAAAUAGCAUAUGUGCACAAGAACAAAAAGGGAUUAACAAUAUCGAAUUUAAGCUUAUAUAGAAAUCUGAUCAGCAUUUAGAAAGUAAUUUAAUAAUUAAUCAUUUUUUUCUUUCGAGUUUGUUGAAAAAGUUUGAGGAUUUGUUUUUUUGUAUCUUUAAAUACAAAAGUGUUUCUGUUGUUUUUUACAUUUGCAACAUCUACUGUAUUUAACCUUGAUGCUGUUCAAAGGCUUCAGUAAAUUAGUGCAUAAUCAGAAUCACUAUGUUGCAGUGCUAAAUGCAUACCACUGGAUUUACAGACCAGGCUUAAUCCUAGUCCCAGACCAAAAUGCAUGUUUGAGCUGUUUUAACUGAAUGCAACUUGCACUGACAUAUCUUAAAAUGCCAAGAUGCACAGCAGUAAUUUUUCUUUCUUUUCUAAGGCAUGUUUAUAAAAGCUACUUAAAUCUUCUAAUUGAACUAAGGCCUAAUCCUGGCUUAAUCUAAGCCCGGUUUAUGAAACCAGGCCAUAACAUCACAAUUUGAGGUAUUCUUAAAGUUGCACUUUAUUUGAACUAUAAAUGCUUUUUUUUUUAAAUGGGAUCAAUAACAAUACAUACAGAACACUUUCAGUCAAAUAUGUGAAUAUAGAACUUAUAAAUGUCUAAAUUUAAUUACCACAAAUGUUCCAAUUUGAAAUUAUUUUUUGUUCUUUACUAAUUUGUAUAUAAGCUAUCAUUUAAUAAGAUCAUAAACUUUACACUUUUCUGUCUUCAGUUAUAAGCUUAUGAACUCUAUCUAAGAAACAAUAAAUAAACAAAAAUCUUACAAAA
Molecule: messenger RNA, 2023 nt
Organism: Ctenopharyngodon idella (grass carp)
Lineage: Eukaryota; Metazoa; Chordata; Actinopteri; Cypriniformes; Xenocyprididae
Gene: itm2bb
Product: integral membrane protein 2Bb
Exons: 7
Coding region: 162-1037 (291 amino acids)
Biological process (GO): negative regulation of amyloid precursor protein biosynthetic process
Cellular component (GO): Golgi apparatus; plasma membrane; extracellular exosome
Molecular function (GO): amyloid-beta binding
Source: RefSeq, a predicted model, not a curated record